Messenger RNA from Erigeron canadensis, 1129 nucleotides. RefSeq lists its product as uncharacterized. Gene Ontology annotation, cellular component: checkpoint clamp complex. The transcript is spliced from 6 exons. NCBI's taxonomy places the organism in Eukaryota, Viridiplantae, Streptophyta, Magnoliopsida, Asterales, Asteraceae. Bases 38 to 949 code for a protein of 303 amino acids. Gene Ontology annotation, biological process: DNA repair; DNA damage checkpoint signaling. The record is from RefSeq and is a predicted model, not a curated record.
GGAAAUCAAAAGAAAAGCAAAAAAGAAUAAAAAAAAAAUGAGUUCAUCAUCGGGGAUUGAAACACCGGAUGUAGUUUGCGAGCUGGAUAAUGUUCAAGGCAUGGUUGAUGCUCUCACUUGUGUCCGCUGGAAACGCCAUCAGGAUGCAGUUUUGGAAUUAAGUGAGCAUGGAAUUGUUUUGAUUGUUGAGGAUACCGGCUGUCUUCAAGCAAAAGUUUAUCUCCAGAAAGAGCUUUUUGUACGUUAUGAGUAUAGUGCACAUGGGCGGCCUAGAUUUGGAGUAAGCUUGGGGUUGUUUGUGGAUUGCCUCAGCACAUUUUGUAUUCCAGGACAUUCAAGCACAAUCGAGUUCCAAUAUCCGGGGCCUGAUAUGCAACUUCUUCUCAAAUCGACUGAUUCAUUAAGUACUUGUACUUAUGCGGAGAUCAGAACUAGGAUCCCAGAUACAAUCUCAUGGGACUACAAUUUUGAACCUGUAGGAAGCACUCCCAUCAGUUUUACUGUUAAGUCAGCAGCCUUGAAAGAAGCAAUCGACGAUCUGGAAUGGCCAGGAUCGAGCAUCGAAAUAAAUCUCCAACCAACGCCCCCGUCAGUUACUUUCAAAGGGGAAGGCCAUGGAGACUUACAGAUAGACUUUAUGUAUUAUGCUAACAUGGAUCUCCUGGUUGCUUUUAACUGUGAUCAGGUUGUGUCUCACAGGUAUAAGUACAAGUUUCUUCGUGCAACAACUUCCAACAUACCAAGCAGUGUUAUUAAAGAUAACAGAGGAAGCAAACUGACUAUUGGGAGAGGCGGGAUGUUAAAAGUCCAACACUUGGUAUCGGUUGCAAGGCCAGCUAAUUCUCACCCGCAUAUAGAUUCAGCUGGCUACCAGCCGCCUAGCCGCAUUGCUUACAUUGAAUUCUUCGUCAAGCCACAGGUAGAUGAAGACGGUGCAUAUGAUUCCUAGGAGAUUCAAAUAAUUCAUGUACAAGAAAACACGGGUGGAAGAGCAACAGAGCAAAAAUAUAUUAGUAAUAUCGCAUUUUUGUUUCAAAUUAGCUUUAUGAUCACUAGAGCACCCGGAAAUGGAUAUAAGGAUGAAGUAAUGAAGUUUCUAAGUAUGUUAACGGAAAACUUUGAAUUCAAA